AUGGAAUUCGAGGAGGAUUCGGCCUCCUUCCAUGGCGGCGAGGGCGUCACCUGCAUUCUUCACCGCCCCAAGAAGAUGCUGCUGGAGCUCGAGCAGGCGCCCCUGGGCCACGACGUCAAACCCCUCUCACUGGGCCACGACGUCACCAGCCUCUUCUCCUUGUGCCGCGACUUCCGCCGGUGCAGGGUUGUGAUUCCGAACCCCAUCUACGGCGGUGACGCCGGCCUUCUACAUGUGCACAACAACAAGAAGACGCUGGCCAUCCGCGAGCAGGUGUCAGUGUCGCCUGGCCGCGAACCCGGCGUCAAGAACAGGACAUCCGUGUGCAAGCGGCGUCCUCGGACGUUCAUCUCCCUUCGUCUGCUUCUCAGAAGCAGUGGGCUCCAUAUACAUCACAUUGUAUCAGAUUACAAGGAUAGGAAUGAAGAGGAAUAUGAGGGAAUGAACAUAUCACUCUUGGAGGAGGCCUCAGUGCAGAAGGCUGAUGCAAAACCUGUGUACUGCACAAAGUUUCUAUCUGACUGGGUUUGCAGCUUAAGAAAUUUUAAGUGGAAAGUAGUGGCAGGGAUUCACCAAGCAUUAGUACCGAAUGAAUACAGUUGGGAAGAAGUAAUGGGCUCACCAAUUAUUCAAUACGCAGGAGGCUGCUCGCUCUCGGCGUGCAGUGUAUGUAUCGACCGGCUUGCGUUUGAGAGAAUCCAUGGGAGAGGAUCCUUUGCAUGGAGGGUAGAAUCACCCCCUGCAAAACUCAGAAAAGAAUGCCUUAAGAGGAAUGCCUGGUCACAGGAAAGUGGUGGGAAAUCUGACAGGGUGCUGGAUGUAAUCAUUGACAUCGGAGGGCUACCAACGACUGACGGUAUGGCUCUACUACAGAUAGAGAGAUACCGUAGAUUUGUUGGACCCUACAGGACUACAAUUCAAAUGCUUUUCUCCAUGUUCGAAUGGCCCUGUCAUUGGGGUCCUCUGGGCUACCCCAAAGGGAUACUCCGGUUGCGAUGCUGACAAGGAUGCCAGGAGGGUGUACAGAGGCUGCCCAGCGUUCUUGGUUGACAACCAAACGGCCUCUCUGCAUGCCGUUGUAUGCUAUGCAUACCGGUUUUCGGCAACCCCUUUUGGCCGGGAAUUGCACAUUGAAGUUCUCGACAGUCACAAUGCUAGAGGUCCUCCAAGAUGGGUUCUAUUUGAAGCGUUCCUUAGGUUCUUUCUGCCGGUCGUCCGGCCUCUGUCCCCUCUUGCCAGUUAGCUUCUCAGCUUACAGGCGAACUAAUUCAAUUCAUUAGUUCAUUGUACAACAGAUAACUGAUUGCUUCUAUUCUAUGAGAAGCGUUUUGGGAUGUUGUUACUC
This is a messenger RNA of Oryza sativa Japonica Group (Japanese rice), 1345 nucleotides long. The record is from RefSeq and is a predicted model, not a curated record. Lineage: Eukaryota; Viridiplantae; Streptophyta; Magnoliopsida; Poales; Poaceae.